AUGGGAACCUGGCUUGUCCUUGAUAUAAUUAGUUACAUUUCAUUAGAUGUGAUAGGAAUUCCUGGCAAUCUCAUAAUUUUAUUUGCUUUUUUUCACACGUUUCACAGCCAUGGCAGAGUAACUACAGCAGAAAUUAUCCUUGGUAAGCUUGCUUUGUCAAAUUUGCUAGUGAUACUGACAUGGGGGCUUCCAAUUACCCUACAGUCUACUGGAACCUAUAUGGUAUUUGGUGACUUAACCUGCCAGAUAAGCCUUUACUUUUACUGUGUAGGAAGAGCCAUGUCUGUCAGCAUUACUUCCUUGCUAGGAUGUUUUCAGUGUAUUUCCAUUACUCCAUCAAACCGACGCUGGAUGAAUGCAAAGAAGAGGCUUCUUGACUCUCUGUUCCCAAUAAUAAUCUUUCUAUGGACUUUUAAUCUAAUCAUAAGUAGUACCCGUCUGGCCUACUCUACAGCCUCUAUCACGAAUAUUACUUCCAGAUACAUUAUGAGUUACAAGUUCUGCUUUGUGAUCUUUCCAAAUUAUCUAAUUUACUUAGGGAAUGGAGUGAUUUAUGUUGUUCGUGAUUUGUUCUUUUUGAGUCUAAUGAUGUUAUCCAGUGGAUAUCUGCUUUAUGUUUUCUAUCAGCAUGGUAAACAAGUUAAAUGUAUUCCAACCUUGCAUACCAAACAUGCUGAGAUUCGUGCCGCCAAGGCUGUCUUUACAUUAGUCAUGAUGUAUAUUGUCAGUUUUGGUCUAGACAACUUGUUUUGGAUACUUACGCUCUGUACUUUUCCACUAUCUCCCCGUUUAACUGACGCACGCAUAUUUUUUGAUUCUUGUUUCUCUGCUAUUAGCCCCAUUGUAAUUAUUUUAUCGAAUAGAAAAAUCCAAAUGGGUCUUAAAUGUUCAAAAAAGAAAACUGAACUUCAAGCGGUAAAGUCUAUUUCAAACUAUAUAGCUAGAAAGAGAUAUUAG
Nanorana parkeri is the source of this 957-nucleotide messenger RNA. RefSeq names its product putative vomeronasal receptor-like protein 4. Gene Ontology annotation, molecular function: pheromone receptor activity. The record is from RefSeq and is a predicted model, not a curated record. Gene Ontology annotation, biological process: G protein-coupled receptor signaling pathway. Gene Ontology annotation, cellular component: membrane. The transcript has a single exon. The coding region runs from base 1 to 957 and encodes 318 amino acids. Lineage: Eukaryota; Metazoa; Chordata; Amphibia; Anura; Dicroglossidae.